Pneumocystis jirovecii RU7 is the source of this 1611-nucleotide messenger RNA. RefSeq lists its product as uncharacterized. The transcript is spliced from 8 exons. Gene Ontology annotation, biological process: UDP-N-acetylglucosamine biosynthetic process; carbohydrate metabolic process. Lineage: Eukaryota; Fungi; Ascomycota; Pneumocystomycetes; Pneumocystales; Pneumocystaceae. Gene Ontology annotation, molecular function: phosphoacetylglucosamine mutase activity; magnesium ion binding. Bases 1 to 1611 code for a protein of 536 amino acids. The record is from RefSeq and is a predicted model, not a curated record.
AUGCAAUUAAAAAAAAAUACUCUUAAUCUUAUUAAAGAAUUCUCAGAAAAGCAUCCCAAGCCAAAAAAUGUUUUAUAUUCUUAUGGAACUGCAGGGUUUCGUAUGCAUUAUAAGCUUUUAGAUUCUGUUAUGUUUAGAUCUGGAAUAUUUUCAGCUUUAAGGUCCAAAAAAAUGCAAGGGAAAACAAUAGGAGUCAUGAUAACGGCAUCUCACAAUCCUCCACAAGAUAAUGGAAUAAAACUUAUAGAUCCUAAUGGAGAAAUGUUAGAAAUUUCAUGGGAACAACAUUUUAAUAAUAUUUCAAAUGCAGAAAACACAGACUAUUUAAUUCUAUCAAUUAAACAAAUAAUUAUUUCUGAAAAAAUAAACCUUGAAAUAAAAUCAAACGUUAUUUAUGCAACAGAUACAAGACAAUCAAGAUUACCUUUGAUAAGUUCUCUAGUGGAUGGAUUAUCAUGUUUUGAAACAUUAUGGACAAAUUAUGAAUUAUUAACUACACCACAAUUACAUUAUCUUGUACGUAGUAUUAAUACAAAAAAUACAUUUGAAGCCUAUGGGGAACCAACAGAAAUCGGGUAUUAUAAUAAGCUUUCAAAAGCAUAUCAAUAUUUAAUGGAAAAUCAAACCUGUCAAAUACCUCUUUUUGUUGACUGUGCAAACGGAAUUGGUGCUUUAAAACUAAAAAAUCUAUGUCGUUUAAUAAAUAAAAAUAUAUUAAAUGUUAAAAUUGUAAACGAAAAUACAAAUAACCCUAAUGAACUUAAUAGAGAAUGUGGAGCAGAUUUUGUUAAGCUACAAAAUAAAUUGCCAUUAGGGGUUGAAGCUAGUACAGAAGGUCACUUAUUAAGCUUCGAUGGAGAUGCAGAUCGCAUCUUAUAUUAUUUUAUAGAUUCAGAUGGAAAAUUCAAAUUACUAGAUGGAGAUAAAAUAGCAUCGUUAAUAGCUAUAUUUAUUAUAGAUCUUAUUAGAGUAGCAUUUAUCGAUAUAAAUAUUGGUAUAGUGCAAACAGCAUACUCUAAUAAAAAUUCUACAAUCUUCAUUUCAAAAACAUUGGAAAUACCAGUAAAAUGUGUGCCAACUGGAAUCAAACAUCUUCAUCAUGCUGCAAUGCAAUAUGAUUGUGGAAUAUAUUUUGAAGCCAAUGGUCAUGGAACUGUUUUAUUUUCUUCAAAAAUGCAAUCAAUUUUAUCAUCCUGUAAACCGAAAUCAUCUAAACAACUAACUGCUGUAAAUCAUCUUAAAGCACUAAUCAGUUUAAUAAAUCAAACCGUAGGAGAUGCAUUAUCGAAUAUGCUAUUAAUAGAAGUUAUUCUUGCACAUAAAAAUUGGACUAUAGAAAAAUGGGAUAACAUUUAUACAAAUUUGCCAAGCAAAAUGAUAAAUGUUAUAAGCAAAAACAAAGAACUUUACAGAACUAUAGGUCCUAAUUACAAAGUUAUUAAGCCAGAGGGAAUACAAGAACAAAUUGAUAUGCUAAUUACAAAAUAUAAAGAAGGAAGGGCGUUUAUUAGAGCGUCUGGAACAGAAAAUACAGAUAAAAUAUAUGCAGAAGCAUUCACAAAAAAAGAUGCAGAUGAACUUGCAUUUAAAAUUUCACAACUAAUCUAUUAG